CCACUCAAAGUUCUCCUCUAGUCAGAGGAAAAAUAUCCAAUUCUAUAUAUCCUAAUUCCUUUACAUAUUUCUCUGAUCAGAUCAAGACCCACUUCCCCAAAAUGCAGAUUCUUGGAUGGGUUUUUAAGCUCUUUUUCUUAUAUUCAGUAUUCAGCGUGUUCUCGAUCUCGCUUGCUCGUCGCGUUUGCUCGGAUGCGGAUAGGGCAGCUCUUGUUGCAUUCAAAACAAGAAUAAUGGUGGACACUACAGAGAUUUUAUCUUCAUGGACAGGGACAGACUGCUGCAGCGGAGAUUGGGAAGGUGUUCAGUGCAACGACGCUACUGGGAGAGUAACAGGGCUUGUGUUGCAAGGAUCCAAUAGAGACAGCCAUCGUUACAUGAGGGGCACUUUGUCGCCUUCUCUGGGCAGUUUGUCUUUCCUAGAGGUGAUGGCGAUAAGCGGCAUGAAACAUAUUGCAGGUCCCAUUCCUGAAACCUUUGCUACUCUCACUCGCCUCACGCAGUUAAUCCUCGAAGAUAAUUCUCUUCAAGGGAACAUUCCUCGUUCUUUGGGGAGUCUCUCCAAUCUCAAUACCCUCUCACUCAGUGGGAAUCGCCUGGUCGGACAGAUUCCUCCAAGCAUUGGGGAUUUAAGAAAGAUCCAAAUUUUAGGUUUAUCAAGAAAUUCUUUAACAGGUUCUAUCCCAAUCACUUUCAGAAAUCUUGUCAGCUUGCAAUCUCUCGAGCUUAGUUUCAAUUUGUUGUCUGGGUCCAUUCCAGAUAGUCUUAGGCAGUUUCAAAACCUUACUUUCUUAGACUUGUCUAAUAACAGAUUGUCAGGCCAACUACCAACUUCCAUGUUCAACUUGGCCAAACUUCAGGAUCUGUCCUUGGACCACAACCAGCUGACAGGAAAUAUUCCCAGUCAGAUUGCUAGCCUAAAUUCGCUAACCCGUCUUUCUUUGAGUUCUAAUCAGCUCACUGGUCGAAUUCCAGAGUCUAUUUCAACAUUACAGAAUCUUUGGUACCUUAACUUAUCUAGAAAUGCACUCACUGAGCCGCCACCACUUAUGCAGAGCGGAGGGCUUCCUUCUCUAUUAUCGGUAGACCUGUCUUACAACAAUCUCAGUUUAGGGACAAUUCCUAAUUGGAUCACUGAAAAAACACUUUCAGCUGUCCAUCUAGCUGGCUGCAAACUUAGAGGAAACCUUCCGAAUUUUGCAAAACCAGAUUCUUUGAGUUCCAUAGACCUGUCAGAUAACUAUUUUACAGGUGGUAUUUCUGGCUACUUUGACAGUAUGACUAGUUUGCAGAGACUCAAGCUCUCAAACAACCAAUUCAAGUUGGACCUUUUGGAGAUCCAACUGCCAGAUGGGAUUUCCUCUGUUGAGCUCCAAAUGAAUCAGCUUACUGGGUCUUUGUCGAGGAUCCUAAACAACAGAACAAGCAGCUUUUUAGAGACAUUAGAUGUAUCAGGCAACCAAAUUUCUGGCACAAUACCGGAAUUCGUUGAAGGAUUGGGCUUGAGAGUCCUCAACAUUGGAAGCAAUCACAUUGGAGGCCUCCUUCCUGGUUCAGUCUCAAACUUGAUUGAACUAGAAAAGUUAGAUGUCUCCAGGAAUCGUAUAACAGGAACCAUUCCUACAAGCCUGGGGCUAAUAUCAAAUCUUCAAUGGCUUGACCUAUCCAUCAACGCCCUCACAGGGACAAUCCCAACUAGCUUGUUGGGAAUCAAAAGCCUAAGGCAUGCAAAUUUUAGAGCCAACAGACUAUGUGGCGAGAUCCCACAAGGUAGGCCUUAUAAUAUCUUCCCUAUAAAAGCAUAUGCUCACAACCAAUGCCUAUGUGGAAAACCUUUGCCUCCAUGUAGAGGCAGGAAACAAGAAAGUACGGGCCAGUGAGAUGCUGACUCAAGUAUCCUAAAUAACUAGAAAAAAAUCAUAUGUGCAAUUGCCACCACAUUCAACCUUGUUUGCGUUCUGCAACACCUAGAAGAUCCUUGUUUCUUUUUGCACUAUUUCUGUAGUCAUGUUCAAUAAUUCAUAUGACUACUAGAGAAACAUAAAUUUCAAUUAAUAGAAACAGCUUCAUUUCACUGCUAAUUUCCAUUGUAUGACAGCAGUAUAUUGUAUA
Mercurialis annua (annual mercury) is the source of this 2112-nucleotide messenger RNA. Its product is annotated as DNA damage-repair/toleration protein DRT100. Lineage: Eukaryota; Viridiplantae; Streptophyta; Magnoliopsida; Malpighiales; Euphorbiaceae. Bases 102 to 1880 code for a protein of 592 amino acids. Gene Ontology annotation, molecular function: protein binding. The record is from RefSeq and is a predicted model, not a curated record. The transcript has a single exon.